AUGAAUAUGGUAGAAGCAGUGGCAUUGUUUGAUUAUAAUGGUAGAACAUAUAAAGAAUUAUCAUUUAAAAAAAAUCAAACUUUAUUUAUUCAUAAAAAAAUGAAUCAUGAAUGGUGGUUAGGACAUAUAGCUGGUGGAAAUCAGUCAGGAUUUAUUCCUGACGGUUACAUCAAGCUUAAAUCCAGACGCCGAGAUUCAGCUCCUGUUCAACAUCCUCCUAAACUUAGUUUAACACCUAAUCCAUCAUCUUCAAUUACUUUACCAACAUUAUCAAAUGAUCAAUUAAAUGCCUCUAUUUCAACCACAUUCAUAUCUAAUAGAUAUCAUCAAUCAUCGAAUUAUUCAUUAAUUGAUGAACAUCGUCUUGAAUCAGCAAAAGAAACUAAAAUAUUUGAUGAAGUUAAUUUUGAUAUGAACAAUAACGAACAAGAAAAUAAUUCUUCUACAAUUGAAAAUCAUCCGAUACCUGCUUCUCGUAAAAUCUAUAAUGUUCGAUCAUCUAAUUCAUCUCCACCAAUAUCAUCAUCAGCAGCAGCAGCAACAGCAGCACAUGUUACAUCAAUAAAUGAUCAACAAAUAAUUGAUAUUGAUACAGCAUUACGUGAAAUUUUAUCAGGUAUUCAAACUGUUGAAGAAUGUCAUGCACAAUAUUUUCGUUCAAAUAUACAACAAGAUAUUGAUGCACCUGAUCUUGUACUUAAUUUACCAAAAUCAAAUGGAUUUCUUACAACACAAACAUUAAAAUCAUAUGAUGAACAUAUAAUAAAAAAAUCUUCAUUACCAAUAUCACAUUCAACAAUAAUUAUUGAUUUAACAAAUACAUCACGAUCAAAUUCAUCAUCACCAGAAUUAAUUCAACAAAAUAAAAUUCCACCACCUAUUAUGAAAAAAUCAGAAAAAACUUUACAAUUAAUUAAACGUCUUGGUGUACAACAGACAAAUGAAUCAUUAUCAUCAUCAACACAUUUUAAUAUUACACAUCGUCAACAACAACAACAACAACAUUCAAUAUCUAUUUCUAGUUCAUCAAAAGCUACACAAGUUUAA
This is a messenger RNA of Rotaria sp. Silwood1, 1047 nucleotides long. The record is from the annotation of a GenBank genome assembly. Lineage: Eukaryota; Metazoa; Rotifera; Eurotatoria; Philodinida; Philodinidae.